Aspergillus steynii IBT 23096 is the source of this 531-nucleotide messenger RNA. RefSeq lists its product as uncharacterized. The transcript is spliced from 2 exons. The record is from RefSeq and is a predicted model, not a curated record. Lineage: Eukaryota; Fungi; Ascomycota; Eurotiomycetes; Eurotiales; Aspergillaceae. Bases 1 to 531 code for a protein of 176 amino acids. Gene Ontology annotation, molecular function: catalytic activity.
AUGUCCUCAAGCAAAACAUCCCCCACACCAACAGGAACAGCAACCCUCCUCCUCGAAACCGCCACCAAGCUGAUCACCUCCCUCCCCAAAUCCGACACCCACUCCGUCGCCAGCGCCGCUCUCGACUCCGCGGGCAAAAUCCACACCGGCCUCAACGUCUAUCACUUCACCGGCGGGCCGUGUGCGGAGCUCGUGGUACUGGGCGUCGCGGCCGCCGCGGGCGUCGGGGUCGGGUUGAGCGCGGAGACAACGCUGACGGCGAUCGUGGCGGUCGAUAAUAGCGGGAAGGUGUUGAGUCCGUGUGGGCGGUGCAGACAGGUUUUGGCGGACUUGUGGCCGGGGAUUGGCGUGGUGGUGGAUCAGGCGGAUCGGGACGGGGCGGGGAAUGGGGAGGGGGAGGAGGGGCAAGAGAAGGUGUUGACGGUGAUGAGUCUCGGGGAGUUGUUGCCUUGGGGAUCCUUAUUCACUACUACCCAUUCAAACCUCUUCUCUGCCCGGAAGUUCGAAAGUAAUACCAAACAGCCUGCGUAA